Messenger RNA from Haliotis rufescens (red abalone), 10704 nucleotides. Its product is annotated as testis-specific chromodomain protein Y 2-like. Gene Ontology annotation, molecular function: transcription corepressor activity. The transcript has 7 exons. The record is from RefSeq and is a predicted model, not a curated record. NCBI's taxonomy places the organism in Eukaryota, Metazoa, Mollusca, Gastropoda, Lepetellida, Haliotidae. Gene Ontology annotation, cellular component: nucleus. The coding region runs from base 54 to 2099 and encodes 681 amino acids.
AAGUAACCUCGAACCCAGACUAAAAGCGAAAUCGAUCAUUCAUACUUUCUGAAAUGGCGGAGGGUCACGUUUAUGAGGUGGAAAGGAUCCUCUGCAAGAGGCAGACUAAUGGCGUGGCUGAGUACCGAAUCAAGUGGAAGGGAUUCCAAAGCCCGGAAUUCGACACAUGGGAGCCGUUAGUCAAUCUGGGUUCAUGUAAACAACUACUGAAACAGUUUGAAGAAAACAACCAGAAGAAUCAAUCCCAGAAGAAGGUGAAGGAGAAAGCAAGAAAAAUUGCACAAGGACUGGUGAAGAAAAGCAAACAGGUGAAAAAUAAGUCAGAGAUGACUUUUAAGGUGAAAACAUGUAAAUCAGACAAGGAGAAUAAGUCUGGAAAAAAGCAAUUACUUAAAUGUGCCUCAGAUGGAAAGAAAGUUAAGAAGCUUAAAGUUGUUAUAGCAAAAAAGGCUUCAUCCAAAUCAGACUGUGGUAAAAAGGCAAAAUCUGCACAGCUGAAGAAAUCUGUCAAAGAUAAAUAUGAGAAGCAGAAAAAGACAGUCAAUCAGGAUAAGUCUAAACACAAGAAAUCUGACUCGAAGGACAAAGUUAAAAAGGUUAAAUUGGAAGGAAGCUGCAAUACUAAAUCAAUAAAACUUCAAAGCACAGGUGAUGUUAAGAAGCUUAAUAUAGGGAAGAAUACAAAAAGUUUCCCCCAAAAGGCCAAGGUUAGUGCAGGCAAUGAUAUAAUGGAAGUGCUAGUCAAGAAAGGGGUGAAGAGAAAACAUGCACAAGAGAUUGAAAUUCACUCUGACUCGGACAGUGAUGAAGAUAUUCUUUAUUCUCUGAAUGACGUGGUUACGGACAUGCCUUGUGUGAAGGGCGAGGUCGCUUCCACGAUGGGAAAUAAUAAACCUAAGGACAAGGUUAAGCAUGGAGACAGGAAAGUUGUGGAGAAGAUGAAAUCGAAGUGGGAGCAUGAUUCGGAUGGUAAAACGGUGAAGCGGCGUCUGUCUUUGAUAGACUCGGUGAAGAAAAAGAAAGGGGUUAUGAAUCCUUCAGAUCCAGCGUUGCCUUACUUCUCGUCAGUCAAGCCCAUCACAGCCCCUGUCCGGACAGCUAUGCCUGGCUCCUCAUUCCUGCUGGACAAGUACUAUGGGGACAUCCCUACGUUCCCUCUGUCACAGAGCAUGAUGCCGGUCAGCCCGUCCUCCAUCUCCUAUAAGGCCCUGCUGGCCAAUCUCCCCAUGCAGAUGCAUCCUAGGAAGAACAAGAAGGCCGUGGAGAGCGAGGCCGAGGAGAAGGUGGAGCGUCGCAUCAGUGUCCGCACGACGGAGUACGCCUUCCGCUACAAGCAGAUCGUGGUGAAGAAGUGUGAUGGCUACACACAGAUCUGGCUGAAUACUCACACAGCUCUUAAGAAUGCUAUUGAUCCACAGGUUGUCCAUGAGAUUGUGUCCGCCCUCAACUCCGCCAAAUAUGAUGACAGCAACCUGGUGAUGCUGAGCAGCAUCGGCAAUGUCUUCUGUUCCGGCAUUGAUCUCAACUUCCUCACGACCGGGGACCGGAGAAUUGCAGCUAGGCAGAUGGUGGAUGCUGUCAGAGAUCUGAUUAAGACGUUCAUCACGUUCCCGAAGCCGAUCGUGGCAGCUGUUCCUGGCCCAGCUAUAGGCCUGGGCAUGGCCAUCCUACCUCUCUGUGAUGUAAUCUAUGCUAGUGACAAGGCACUCUUCUACCUCCCCUACUCCCAACUGUCUCAGACACCGGAGGGAUGCAUAUCAUUCACACUACCUCUUGCUGUUGGACUUGCCGUGAGUAAUGAGCUGCUGUUUGCUGGCCGGAAGAUCACUGCAAUGGAGGCGUACCAGCUGGGUCUGGUGUCGCAGGUGUUCUGGCCGACCAGUGUGAUGCAGGAGGUCAUACCCCGGGUCCAACACAUGUCCAUGUACUCCGCCAAGGCGAUGGAAGCAACAAAACUCCUGAUUCGCAGUCACCACCGCACUAAGCUGGAACUGACCAAUGAGACAGAGUGUAACUUACUGCUGGAGAGAUGGAGCACAGUUGAAUGUCACCGCGCUAUCGAGACAUACCUCAGCGAUGAGAAGAACUUCCUCCUAUAACUCCCUCACUAACACAUUGCCUUCAUCGAACUCUCACCGCACUAUCGAGACAUACCUCAACAAUGAGAAGAACUUCCUCCUAUAACUCCCUCACUAACUCAUUGCCUUCGUCGAACUCUCACCACACUAUCGAGUCAUACCUCAGCGAUGAGAAGAACUUCCUCCUAAAACUCCCUCACUAACUCAUUACCUCCAUCAAACUCUCACCACACUGUCUAGACAUACCUCAACAAUGAGAAGAACUUCCUCCUAUAACUCCCUCACUAACACAUUGCCUUCGUCAAACUCUCACCUCACUAUCAUACCUCAGUGAUCUUCCUCCCUCACUAUCUCAUCAUACUCAGGUAAACAAAAUGGCCAUGUUGUCGUUCUUCACACAGAUCCCAAUGGGCAGCCAAAUCACCAUUAGAAGCAAUACUCCCAAGGGAUUUACCUGAGCUUUCUAGUUGUGACUCCAGGGGACUCUCAGUUAUAGUUUUGGGGGUCCUGGGCAUGGCUGUGACCUACUUGAUGUCAACAGGAGGCGACAUGUGUCACACACUUACAUGAACUUUAGUGAUGUCAUGGCGUUUGGCAUGGUGAUAUCCUUGAUGGGAAACUUGGUGAUUUAGUGAAGAAACGGACAUGGACAGACUUAUCUUCUGUUGCAUUAUAUUUUCAGUAAGAAAUAUCAGGUAAUGUUAUCAUGCAUGAUGCUAAUAACGAAGUUUUAAUGAUUCGUACAGCCUUUUGCAUCCUCGCUGUAUUCAUUUGUCAGAUCAAACAAUAACUAUUUCGUGCUGGGGUCUGUGAAGUGUGAGUGUUGCUAUGGGGACUGAUAGGGUGCAAGUGUUAAGUCAUCUUGAGAUGUAUGUAGCAUCCUCAUUUCACCGCAGGCCUCAAAGUUUAUUCUUGUCAUUAGGAGCCAUUGGUUCCUAGCAAUUGUUGUCAGGGAGCCAUGUGACGUUUAAGAAGCCAGGUGAAAAAUGAAGAAGCCAAAUUUCAGUGUCAGUAAUGUAUGAUGCUGUUACAGCAUACCUAAUCUGCCUAACUGCAGCAAUACUGAUUCCUACGUUUUGUGUAACAACCUUUGUUGUUAUUUACAUAGUUGUAAAUACUAGACAAGAUUAUUGAUUAAUUUUUACCUCAUAAUUCCCAGUUGAUUUUUAGGUUUUUUAAAAUGAAAUAUUUGUUCAGCCAAUCAGCAUUUAUCAAUGUAUUGUAUUUCCUGUACUAUACAGUUAGUUAUAUCAGGUCGCCAGCUUGAUCUUUCGAAGUAGCCAAGUGGAGACUGCUUCAAAAUAUUGGUCGCCAAGUGGAAAUUUCAAUCACCAUGGCGACUAAGUUGCAACUUUGAGGCCUGCACAGCUGGACCAUUUACCUUUAACCCUUGUGGCAAAGGUCACACUAGGUCAUGGGAGACACGCGAGGUCAUUGUGGGGUUGUGGUCACGAUGACUGUAGAGGGCAGCUAGUACUUGGUCAGUUGACCACGAGAAAGACCCUACUCUUUUGUUGCCUUGGGCCCUUUUUCACAAAGCAAUUGAGUACUAUGAUCAUAACUGUUAGAGAUCGUCAUUGACCUACACCUAGGUUGGCAGAUGUAGAUCAUCAUGUGACCUUCAUGUCAAAUGGAUUUCCUUUUUGGCACAUGACGCCUGUGAAAUAACUACCAGUAUGUUUCCUUAUGUAAAUGCACGUCACAAGUCAUAUGUCUAGGUAAAUGUUGAAAUUUCCUGUGAAUUUGUUACACAGAGCCCAGAGCCAAGCCAAUUUAUGCAUAAAGCGGUUUUAUAUUAGAACUCUUUUUCACUUCCUACAAAAAGCAAGCCAUCCAUUGUGAUGGUCUUAAUCUCAUGCUUGGGAUCAAAGUGUCACACAUCUUCUACAGCUCACUGCUUUUUGGAAAAUGUUGAGUUUUCAUGCAGAUGGUUUUUCAGCUCCGGUUGAUGUGGGUUGAGUACUUUGACCAGCCACAUUUCAGCUGUUUGUGUGGAAGGAGUUAUGUGUAGAAAAAAUAUGUGAUGCAGAAAAUAGCAUAAUAGUGGAAGCCUCAGUUUUAGAAUCAAUGAGUGCUUGGUUCAACUAGAACAUUUUUGUGAAAUAGGGCCCAAGGCUAAUUAGGUCAUACCAGUCUCAUUAAAAUAAAAAACAUUUUCCUCCAAGAUGAUACCUCUCUGCGUGAAAAUCAGAGACACCUCUCUAGGAGCACGCGUCAGGUGACCUUUCUGAUCAGCCAAUCAGUUUUGAGGCUUCUAAAGCAUUCAGACAAGCAUAUCGGAUUUCUGUAUCUCAAAAACAAGCUAAAACAACAAGUUCUGAAAGUAAAUCAACAAGGCUGUGCCGUUAUUCUUGUAAAUGUUAUCUUUCUAAAAUAUUAAUCAAGAUUUCUGAAUCAAGAAGGUAAAGAAAUGAAGCCGAUUCAUUUUUGAAACCUGACAUCUGUUUAGCUCAGGAACCCAAAUAUCCUUCUUUAGAUCAGAUGGUCAGAGUUCACUCAGGGUUCAACUGAUGGGACCUUCAAUGGAGGUAUAACGAGAUCAUAACACACAGAGGUAUCACAUUGGAGUAACAGAUCAGAUUGUAAUGAUAUAAUGUUCAUCCUACCAGAGUGGUAAUGGUUGAUCAUCAUACUCACGGCUUGCUUCGUGUAGAACCAAACACAUUACAGUCCACCAUGAUGUAAAUGGUAGAUAUCUGACAGUCAUAAGACCUUUAGUUCAAAUAUUUUGGAGAAAGGUUUUGAAAAUGUUUGUGUUUUUCAAUUUUUAUUGUUUUAAUUUAUGUUUGUUAGACUGGUAAACUCAAAUUACGCAACAGACUGUACAAUGCUGUUGAGUUGAGUGAAAGUAAUAUCCUGUCUGUAUUGUAGUCUCAUUAAAAUCAGAUCUUCUCCGAGGAUGCGACAUCUUUAAGUGAAUAUCUGAUGAUGCCUGUUUAGAAGGUUGUGGCAGGUGAACUUUCUAAUAAGCCAGUGUCAAGCAUUCUAAAUUCUUGGUUCGAAUGAGCAAAGCCUUCAGACAAAAAAUAUCUGAUUUCUGUAUCAAAAAUGAAUAUGAUCAUGAAGUUCCGAAUACAAAAAAUAAAGGUAUUGUUGUAUAUAUUUUAUACAUUGUCGUUCAUGACUUCAAAGGCAUCUACACCAUAAAAGGUGUACUAUUUUUAUGUUUUGUUGCUAAAAUUGAAAUUUCCAAAUCAAGGUGGUGAAAAAAAGAAGUUGAAUAGUUUUAGAAGGUUAACAUCUGUUUUGUUCAGGAACCCAUGCAACCUUCAUUUAGACUGGGCAGUGAAGUUUGUUCGGGGUUCACCUUACUACUUCUAUAGAGGUAUCUUCAGAUCCAACAGGGGCGGUCAGGUAGCCUAGUGGUUAAAGCGUUCGCUCGUCACGACGAAGACCUGGGUUCGAUUCCUGACAUGGGUACAAUGUGUGAAGCCCAUUUCUGGUGUCCCCCGCCAUGAUAUUGCUCGAAUAUUGCUAAAAGCGGCGUAAAACCAUACUCACUCACUCAGAUCCCACAGAGGGGUACCAUCUCGGAGUAAAAGAUCUGAUUUGAACGAGAGUGUCUGUACUGCAAUUGUUGAUAGAUUUUAUGCACAAAUGUACAUAGAAAAUUCCUAAAGCUUUCCUAACAUUAUGGUCCCAGGGUUGAUUGUGGACAGGCAGGUUUUAGUGUUCCCAGGUCUCAUACAGUGUCUUCACACAACUUGUACAGAUUACAUUCAUUGUAUGUAGCUAAGCUAUUUAUUACAUUAGUGGAAUGUAGAGAUUGGUGCAUAACAGAAUAGUCCAUUUUACAUCUGUAUCUUUUUGGCAUCGUAUUAUAACCCUUUUUUCAUGAACAGCAAUUGUAUAAAUCAAUUCACUGUAUAGACAUUCUAGAUGUAGCAUUUGUAAAUAUCCAAAUGUUAUUGAGGACUUCAUUAGAAAACACCUUCCCAUUGAACAAGAAUUUGUUUGCUCGAGAAAUAGGCAUGUCAUUUUAUCAUAAUUUUAUGACUUACGAAUUGUUUUAUGCAUUGAUAUUUCCUUGUGAAUAAGGAAUCAUCAUAAAUUAAUUUUACCAAAUAUUAAUUCUUUCUAUAUGUGUGGCUAUAGCACACAUACUUGUAUUGUACAUUUGAAGUUGGCAGUCUGUUUUCGAUUAGCAGGAUAAGUCUGCCUUAACCAGUUGGUACUCCUACAACAGGGAUGUUGUCUCCUCAGUGUUUAACCAUGGCAGCUACACAGCAAAACGCACAUAGCAGUCAAACAGAUUUCAUUAUUUUUUUCUCCUGAUAGAGUGACAGCUACUGACAAGGUGCUCAUUUCAAUUCAUAUAGUCUCCACACUAUGACCAUGACUUCCCUGUUCCAGCCCAUAAUGAUGUGAACCACUUUUCAAUUGCAUGUCAGUUUCAGGCAGCUUUUUUUGAAGUUCACUGAACAAAUAUUUGAUUUUUGAAAAUUUCAUUUAAUGGUCUGUAUAAUUGUAUAUUUAAGGGCCUUUUGUAUUGUCGACACAAAUUUGCAGCUCAAAUAUGCUUCCUUUUCAUGUAUUAAGGGUCAAAAUUAAACCUGAAACUUAAUACGUCCUUGUUAUGACUCUAAUAUUAAAUGUUUAAAAUUUAAGGGGUCCCUUCAUUUAAUAUUCAAAUAUCAUAGAAGACCUGGGGCGGUCGGGUAGCCUAGUGGUUGAAACGUUCGCUCAUCACACCGAAGACCUGGGUUCGAUUCCCGCCAUGGGUACAAUGUGUGAAGCCCAUUUCUGAUGUCCCCCUGCCGUGAUAAUGCUAGAAUAUUGCUAAAAGCGGUGUAAAAACAAACUCACUCACUCAUAGAAAACCUCGAGGACAGCUUGACCCACUGUUAUUUUAAACACUGGUAUUGACAUUCUGAGUGAACCAUUUCUCCACAUUUUCAGUCUUCUAACAAUAUUUAGAUGUUCCCAAUAGUUUAAUGGCUGUUUAAUGGGGUCUGGUCAGUCAUGCUGUAAACGAUUUGUGUGUCUGGGUUUUACAAGUAACAGUUGGUGAUAUGUAGGCUGUAAAAUAGCAAUGGUUUGUGUUUGAAAUAUUUUUUGGAUGAUAUACAGUCAAGUGGGCUUUUUGGGUUUCAAAUGUAAACAAGUGCAACAUGUGUUUAAGUGGUUGAAUAUUUUUUCUCUAUAUUGAAGUAUGUUGAGAAUGUUUUACAGGUUGAUGAACAAGAAAUAGUUCAUUUCUAACCUAAUAUCUGCAUGGUAAUCACUUGUAAGGCGGCCAAGUGUAGCACUGAAUCUGUUUAGACAAUAAAUACUGUUAGGGUGCACCUGUUGCAUGAUGGACACGAAACGACUUCAAGACAAAUCAAUUUGUAAAUAAAUGUUGAUAGUCAUGAUAGUGUAGUGUUCAUCUUGUUCUUAAUAUGAAUCUCAUUGUCUCAACAUAAUGGGAACUCAUUUUGCAUGCCAAAUGAAAUGCUGCCUUUAUAUAUUUUAUCCAUUAGGAGCUGGUGCAAAUAAGUUUGGACUUGUGUUGAAUAUCACACAAAAUAAGCGUAGUGCUGUAACAAUGUUAAGGAGUACGAUAAGGCAAACCUUUUGUAUUGCCAGGGUUGUUUACUGUGAUAUGUCCAUUUUAGUUCCUAAAUCACAGAAUAAGUAAUAAAAGCAAGGACAUCCUCAUUGAUGCAGGGUAUAAUUUCUCCAUGCUAACUACCCAGGACCCAUUCACCACCAUCACUUCAUUUGGAAUCCCGUUCUAACAGGCCUCUGAAAAUAGCUAUCCAAUCAUUUCACUUAGUCCAAAGUAUUUUGGUCUUUUAUUAUUGUAUAAGUUGCCUUACAAAACUGACCCACAUAUAAGAACUGAAAUUAGAAAAUAAUAAAAUGACAAAUGGGGAGAUGUGUAUGGUCCCAGGAAAAUAUAAUAAAUGUGAUUUAUAGCUGUUUAGUACAGCAAAACAAUACUACUACCAUUUACAAACUAGUGACUUCAGCAGCUUUUUUCAAGCCAGCAAACAACCCUCACACACUGGAUGAAGUUUAUCUGCAUGUUAAUUUGGAUGUUGAAUUAGUAUUUUUUAUUAUUAUUUUCGACCACAAUCAUUUGCCAUAAAGAUGGAGAUAUAUGUGAUACACUGGAUAAUUGAAGAUGUUUCUUUGGUUUUACAAAAACUCAGUUUUCAAAAUGUUCUUGAAGGUUAACUACCGGUAAUGAUUUUAUGUUUUUAAUAUGUGUGUCAUUAUCUCGGGUCCCACACUGUGACCGGAUGGUGAUUAUCAUCUUUGAAAGAAUUGGUUGGGAAGUUCAAAAUUUUGUGGAUAUCCUUUAUGCUCACAAAUGUAAAGGUAUAUCUUCUUCAUUAAUCUGUUGGGUAUGCUGUCAUUGGGACAAGUUUCUCAUAUUUCUAUGGGCGCAGUGUUUUAAAAAUGUUUUAGAACAAUUGAAUUUAUCUCAAAACAUGAUUUUUAUGAUGAAUCUCAGUAAUAUUCAUUGUAAUCUGUUGUUUAUAUCAGAUUUAAUUUUAAAACAGAAAGACAGUUGAAAGGGUUUUUAGUUUUAUUCCCUUAGCUAUUCCCAAGUCUUACCAAGUCACUUGACACUCCUUGAUUGUUAACUAGUUGUAUACCAGAUAGUACAUGUUGGUAAAUGCUGGGCCACUCCCCGUCGUGAUGCUUGGUACAAUGUACAUACAGUUUUGACGAUAAUCUUAUUAAUCUAAUAAGGUUUUACUAUUACAGAAUAGUCUUGUUUAAGAUUUGUAUGCACAAUAAUCUGUGCGAAUUAUUUCUUAUAUUGGAAACUUUGAAAAUAGAUUCCCAAAUAUUGGUAAUUUGGAGGAAAAAAGAGUGCUUGUAAAAACAAUAAGAUCUGAGGAAGUUAGUCCUGACUCUAAUUAUAGAUAAAUAUGUAAUUGUGUUUUAUAGGUCUAUGGGCUUUUGUUCCAUAGUAUAUAGGAAUGAUGCAUAUUUUCUAUGUGGCCAAUAGGGUUAAAGUGUACAUUUGUCAGACCAAACAGUGAUUUGAUUCCCAAUAUAGAUACAGUGUGUGAAGUUCAGUCUUUAUUUUCCCAAUGGGAGUAUACAAAAAGCAGCGCACAACUCCACUCAUUCACUCUGUGGGGUUGAUGAGCUCCCCUGACAGAUGGAAUGUCCUUGGUCACUGAGCAAGGUACAGGGUCUUGUUUUGUCAGUAUUUCAUAUGAUCGAGCUAAACCUUACAAUGGGCACAAAUGUUGCGGCCAUAAAAUUUCCAUUUGGACAUCAGACUUUAGAAUCCGAAGGUGAACACCUUGUCCAUAUGUCCAAAGAGGUAACCCCAUCUGUCAUGUAAGGAUGUCAUCUGUAGUUUUUUCAACUCUGCUACAUAGACAGUAAGCUUAAAAGAUCAAUAAUGACAGGUGUUUGAGAACCUAAAUUGAACAGAUAUACAAGCCAGCUGUAUUCUGUUAUGAGAUUUAUCUGCAGUGGGGACCAUGGGUGGUCCAAUUGUCCAAGAUGCUGGAAAUUGCUGUGCAGAGUUGCAUCCUUAGCCAUGCCAGAAUCCGAUGAUCAUGGUUUUCAAAUCCUGAUUAUGAUUCUUGAUUUGUCAGCACCAUCCUGCACAUGUGGGUUUCACCAAAGUGGUAAACAUCGACCAGAACCUUUGGCUCUCCUCCACUUUAAGCUGACAAGCCAUGAUGAAGCUGAAAGAUAUCCACUCACGUCUGAUGUAUGUAUCACACAUUGUCCCAUGUUAUAAUACAGCCUGUGACUGCCUGAGCAUAUGUAAAUAAGCUGUAAUGCAUAUCAGUAGAUGACUAUGGUGCUACAGUCAUAGCUUGAUGCUCCCUUGUACAUAGUUGUAAGCCUCUGCUUCGUGUUCAUGCCAUGUGUGUUCUAGGUGCCCAUUGUAGUUUAAAUUUUCUCUUUGGAUGGGUGCAAUGGCUACUAGGUUCCUUGAACACCGUUUGUUAAAGAUGUCUGGUUUUCCUCUGAAAUCACCAAGUUCAGUUCUAGCUUUUCAUUUGUCAUACAUGUACAGUCUGAAGUGUUUAGGACUUACAUUACCAUGGUCGAAAAUGAAAGGACAUUCUUGCAUUUGCAAUGUUACAAGACAGGGGAAAACUGAAAACUGUUCUGUUAUUAAAAUUUAAUCACACCAUUCCAUUACUCAGCUUCUGAAAAGUCAAUGAACCAUGGCCAUUAAGAAUUAUUUGUAGUUUUUUUUGCUGUCAAAGUUUUUUAUAAAGACUAUUAGAGAGUAUAUCAUAUUCAUGAAAGUCACAAGAACUCCAAGUCAGAUCAUCUAAUAUACAGUUACUGAAUGAAAGUAUUGUAACAAUAAGAGAACCUGUUCUUAGGCAAAUCCCGAAUCGAAUACUGCUGGAGUCGAUGACCUCUAAAUUUUAUUGUGUUGAGGAUAGACCAUCUUGAUAGGACAUUAUUGCAGAGAUUCUGAUACUGAAAAAUUACGUCCAUCCUUUGCGAUUGUUUCCCACUGUUUCAUGACAUGAAUUACAACAGUGUAUUGACUGGCAUCCUUUCAUGACUGAUCUGUAGCCAAACUGGUCUUCUACAAAUACACUGUGAGUUGAUUGUUAUAUAGAAGUCCUAUCUAAUUUAUUGCCACUCCAUACUAUCCUUGUAUACUUUCUGUUGUAAAUAAAAUGGAUGUCAGAAAAAUUCA